AUGUCGCGACAAUAUAUGCAUGUACCGCUUUCGAGCCCUCGGCACAUUCGUCUCGUGGUGUUACUUCCGGCUGAAAACCACGCAGCACCUCUCAACUUCUGCAUCGUGGAGACAACGCUGGAUCAGCCUCUUCCCUACGCCGCACUAUCAUAUUCGUGGGAUGCUCCGGCUGGGAGCACCAAACUCGACUGCGGGAACGGAGUUUUACCCGUCACGCCAAACUGUGAAGCUGCUCUUCGUUAUCUUCGGGGCAAGACAUAUUCACGAUUGAUGUGGAUCGAUAGCAUAUGCAUUGAUCAAACCGAGGAUGCCAUAGGCGAGCGAAACCAUCAGGUAUCCUUCAUGGGCGAGAUAUUCAAGAAGGCGGACACAGUCAUUAUAUGGCUUGGUGAGAUGGACGACGAUACCAGAAUUGCCAUGUUGGCAGUCGAGAACGUUAUCAACCAACCUCAACGCUUUGAGAGCUCGGCCGAGUUAAAACUGAGGCUCCGAGCUCUUUCGACUGGCAUCACAAGUGCGGCGGAAGACCCUUUUCGUCCCAUUUCCAGGAGAUCUUGGUUUUAUCGCAUCUGGACCAUUCAAGAAGCCGUACUAGGCCGUUCUGAUCGGGUCAUAGUUGGGUGUGGCAGUGCCAUCGUGCCUUGGGUACACUUGGUCCAGCUGGGCCUCGCAAUGGAAGUCACGGCGUACAGCUGGGAUAUAUGUGCUCGGGCUAUGCGUCUACAAACACGACUCCUCGCCUCCGUGCUAUCUCUAGAACAGGGAGCAUACGAACAACAACUGUUCGAAAGCGCGAACAUUUUGGCACCUUCCGCACAGUCUGCACCACGCGCGGAAGGCUAUCGUUCCUCGCUCUGUCUCAUAUUUGAUGAAGCACGGGAUAAAUUGGCGACAAACCCAAAGGACAAAGUUUUCGCAUUGUAUGGAAUAUUGCAGGAACUUCAAUUUGAGAUGCCUCAGCCUGACUAUAAGAAAACUGUGCAGCGUAUAUACAAGGAGUCGGUGGUUGCAACUAUCAAGCACGAUCAGAGUUUAUUUGUCCUUUACUGUGUACCCACCGCUAGUCGCAGGCCAGGCCUUGCUUCGUGGGUCCCGGAUUGGAGCCAGCCGGCCUGGAAGGAACCGGAUCACAGACAUUGCUUCAGCUACAAACAGUUCGCUGCAGCCAAAGAUUCACGCGGAGGAUGGCGAUUUUCACCGGAUGCGGAUCGUCUCAUCGUGUCGGGAAUAAUUUUCGACUCUGUCGCGUUUCGAUUAGAAGGGGUAACCGAGGAUUACCGACUUGGCAAUAUUUGGCGUGAUCGAAACUUACGCGACAUGAUAUCCCCAAGGGACGAUAUCCUGGACGCUCACAGAGAGACGUUUGAGAUCAUGACCGCUUGGGUGAAGAGUAACCCUGGAAAUUGCUAUCCUACAGGAGAAGAUUGGGAGAAAGCUCUACUACGGACCUUGUUGAUGGACAAGCCUACCUUCGCCUCUCUGUAUGCCGAGUUUAAUGCCUACAACCCAUGGCUCAGAGCCACAACAGCCAGUGAUUUGGAGUUUGUCAAGAUCGGUGUUGAAAAUAUAAAUGCCGCAGACCCCAAUCGGCCGUUGCCUGGUGAUGAGGCGCACUUGAAGGUAUAUUUGGAAUUCCAGACACCCACUCAAUUGUUCUCAAAGGUUUGGCGAUCUAUUUGGAAGUUUCACCUGGCAGCCGAGAGUCAUUGCCGUCACAAAUGCUUUUUCCAUACGAAGAAAGGGUAUUUCGGCUUGGCACCAGACCCUUUACCUACGCCGGCCGCUCCUGGAGACGUGAUCGCUGUGGUCCAAGGCAUGGAGAUGCCGCUCUUGCUCCGCCCUGUCGAUGGAGGAUACAGACUCAUCACCCACGUCUACGUCCACGGCAUCAUGUACGGCGAAGCUUGGCCGGACGACGCAAACGAGUUGGAGGAGAUUGUGUUGAUUUGA
This is a messenger RNA of Cladophialophora yegresii CBS 114405, 1950 nucleotides long. RefSeq lists its product as uncharacterized. The transcript is spliced from 2 exons. NCBI's taxonomy places the organism in Eukaryota, Fungi, Ascomycota, Eurotiomycetes, Chaetothyriales, Herpotrichiellaceae. The record is from RefSeq and is a predicted model, not a curated record. The coding region runs from base 1 to 1950 and encodes 649 amino acids.